CAGCCUCGCGCCUCACUGCAGCACCGCCGCGCGCGCCGGUCGUGCUUAGCUUUAUCCGACGAGCAAACAAAAACAUAACAGAAAGUGACAGUGAUCGACAAAAAAGUUUAUCCAGAAAGUCGUGAAUAUAGUGUGUGUAGUGACUGGGGUCCAUGCGACCUGUGCGAGAGGUCACGGUGUGAAAGUGCAACGGCCGGAACAAAGGAUCAUUGCUAUGACGUUCUCUGGAAAUAUGAAGGAGAGUAAACCGCGAGCCGGGAAAGACGCAUGGGAGUCGGAGCUGGAAUACGGAUGGUCACGGAAUGGCAACCAGCGAUGUGUGCGACACCGUGCGCCGGAGUCGACGAUGUCAGUGAGCAGUGACAUCAGGUUCACACGACGCAAGCUGAGCCGGCCCUGUCGUGGCUGCUGUGCUGCGCUAGCCUCGCUUCUUGUGCUACUACUGCUAGCUGCAGUUGCUGUGUACCUUGGACACAUGUACCUGUUUGGCGACCCCCUUAACCGGCAAACGUUCCGGGGAUCCUUCGUCGUAAGCUCGUGGGGAGUCAGCGAGGGCGAGAAGGGCAACGACCUUGAACCCAAAGCCAACAGGACACGUGAAACUGAACUGCAACAGGCGUUGUACAACUUAUAUUUGAAUUCUGAAUUGAAGUCGUGUUUUGUUUCUGCCGACAUACUGGCUUUGGACAGUUCAGAGGAAGGUAUGCGCGUGCACUUUGAGGUAUCUUUCGAGCCGAUCUUCACCGCCGUAAGUACUGCGGAGGUGACGGCAGUGCUGGCACGGGCACUCACAGAGCCGACUGCAUACUUCAGCAAAAUAACCACGCUACCAGAGACACUACAUAUCGAGGAGAGCUCUGUGAUUUCGUCGUUAGAAUUAAAAGAGACAGAAACAACGCCUAUAGAAGCUCCCACGACCGAAGCAGUGACUCCUGAUGCCGUGGAGGAAGUCAGAGAGUGCUCCGCAGUGACGUUACCGCUCUGCUCCCACCUUCCGUACAAUAGCACAUCGUACCCUAAUCUAGUGGGGCACACGUCUAAAGACGCGCUGAUGCGAGACCUUGUGGCGUUCAGGGAACUUCUUGACGCUGAAUGUUCCCAUCUUGCACAGGACUUCGUAUGUCAAAUGCUCCAACCUCGGUGUUCGGAGGACCGCCUGGUCCGGCCAUGUCGAGCAUAUUGUCGUGCGUUCCACGCUGGCUGUGGUGCACGUCUACCAGAUCGACUACGGCCACACUUCGAUUGCGCACGGUUCCCAGACUACUUCGGCAAAGGAUCCUGCUCCCCUGAACCUGAAUGUUCUAGGGGCUUACAAAGACUAGCGCUGUCUCGUAGGGAGUGCGACGGCAUUCCUGAUUGUGCGGGUGCAGAAGACGAGCGUAGUUGUGCACACUGCUCUGGAGCAGGCGAGGGAGGUCUGCGCUGCGCCCUGCACACUCGCUGCCUGCCUGCGCACCUGCGGUGUGACGGGACUCCAGACUGCCCUGACGGAAGUGAUGAAGCUGGAUGCUUGUGGAUUGCUCGAUCCCUAUCAUCUUGGCGACGAGAGAACAGUGAAACGACCCUAGGUGCCAUACGUAGCCGUAGCGGAUAUGCUGUGUGGGCGGAGGGCGGUCGCGACGGCAAGAUCUGCGCGGCGCCCUACGAGCAUGACAAGCGCGCCCUCACCAGCGUCGCUGCUUCUCUUUGUAAAGCGCUAACUUUCAAGGCUGCAUUUAGCGCAGAAGUAGUGCCAGACGCUGAAGAAAUAGAACAGGAUGAAUUAGAUCCAAAGAUAGAACAGCCGCAGUACGUUGAAAUAGUGGACCCAUUCGCUCCAGAAAUAUCGUUCCUGAAAAGCGAUUGUCCCGAAAGAAAAGUUAUAAAAGUCAUUUGUGAUCAUUUGGAAUGUGGUGUAACAUCAGCUCGGGGUGUUGCGUCCGCGGGUGUGGAAGGACUCCCGCGGUCCGCCCGGCCCGGCGACUGGCCGUGGCACGCUGCCUUGCUGCGGACACACGUGCACGCCUGCGAUGCAGCACUGAUACAUCCUUCCUGGCUUAUCACAACUGCUUCAUGCUUCCAAGGACAACCGAAAGCCGAAUGGACUGCUAGGUUUGGGACUGUACGAAUACAAAGCACGACACCCUGGCAACAGGAAAGACGGAUAGUUGGGAUGGUUCGAUCUCCUGUAGAGGGCAGCAUGUUAGCUCUGGUAAGACUGGAAGAGCCAGUAGAGAUGACUGACUUCGUGAGACCUAUAUGUUUACCUGAGAAUGGUGUAGAAACCACUUCACCCAAUGUUUGCAACACGCUUGGAUGGUCCAGAAAUAAAGAUCAACUGCAAAGAGUUCAUGUGGUGGCUAGUCCCAUGAACUCUUGCGAAAAUAUGAGCAUUGCCACUGCAAAUGGAAUAUGUGCUGAACCAUUGUAUGAUCAGGACGAUUGUGAUGAAGAGGAAUAUGCAGGAAGUUCAAUGAUGUGCUAUAAUGAUAAAACAAAACAAUGGUCCUUGAAUGGUGUAAGCGGAUGGCGCAUUGCCUGUUCAAAAAUAGGGUUGGGUAGGCCUCGCAUAUACGACUCCAUCGUUUCGCACGUCGACUGGAUUCGUCGAACUAUCUCGAAUUCAGCAAGAUGACCUAAUUGACCAUCUCAUACACUUGUAAAGACUGCAUUUUAUGCUUCGGCUGUAUAAUUGCUAUACAAAAUUUAUUGUAGAAAAGAUACUAUCAGAAAUGUGUUUACUAACUAAUAUUAAGAUGUUUUUAAUGUGAAGGAUUCUGCAACAUAAUCAAACUAUGUAUAAUUUUAGUAAAUGAAUAUUAAUGUGAUAGAAUCGCACAAUGUAAUUUUAAACAAAUAACCCACAAUACUCAAGAUACUGAGACAGAUUGAUUUAUUUAAUAGAUUUAAAAGUACCUAUAAGUUGUUAAUACCUAUGUAUACUUUUUUAUGGAAUAUGUUUUUAAUCUUGUAAUUAUAGAUGACUUGAUAAGUGCCUAUUUUGUAGUUAUAACAAUUAAGAUAACUUAUUGAAUUAAAGUUUAUUGUUAAUUAAAAGUACCUAUUGUAAUUUGUAAAUAUUAUAUGUAAGAGUGGAACCAAAAUUUAUAGCUAAGCUGUAUUUCACAAAUAAUUAUGAUUGUUUUAUUUAUUUUGGCUGUUUUUUUUUUACUAUCCCUCAGCAAUUAGAAGUAAGUAGAUACCUAAACAGCACCUGGAACAUA
This is a messenger RNA of Spodoptera exigua (beet armyworm), 3203 nucleotides long. The record is from the annotation of a GenBank genome assembly. NCBI's taxonomy places the organism in Eukaryota, Metazoa, Arthropoda, Insecta, Lepidoptera, Noctuidae.